This is a messenger RNA of Magallana angulata, 773 nucleotides long. RefSeq lists its product as uncharacterized. Lineage: Eukaryota; Metazoa; Mollusca; Bivalvia; Ostreida; Ostreidae. The transcript is spliced from 2 exons. The coding region runs from base 1 to 546 and encodes 181 amino acids. The record is from RefSeq and is a predicted model, not a curated record.
AUGUUGUCAUUACGUUGUGUAUUGAUAGAAAUCAGACAGACAAGGAUAAAAAUGGGUCUUAUCCAGAGUUGUAUCGGAAAAAGAAGCAACAAAGUCAAUGUCAUGUCAGAAGAAGAGGCGGAAGCCUACAGUAAGAUGGAAGAGGAGAUUAAGAAGGAGCUGGUGGAAGGAGACAACAUCCAGACCAAGUCGUUGCUGUGGAUGAUGUUUUGUACAGAGCCCAAUGUUAUCAAAACCUACGCCGAAGAUGUCCCCGGUAGUAUUUUGUCGGAGGUAGUGCAGAAGAAAGGAGGUUUGGCCUUCCAUAUCGAGUACAAGUCAACUGUACCAAAGCUUCCUCCAAUUAAUGCUAAGAGGGCUCAAGUAUCAGCCAGGGACGAGGACUAUGAGAAAUGGAAAGAGGAAAGAGACAAGCUUCUGGUCGAUAAGCACGAGAAGGCAAAUAUUCGAAGAGAACGUAUCAUCCAGCAAAAGAAGCUGUCUGCCCAGAGACCAAGGACAGCCCAGUCCAGAGAUGUCGUUGAAACCGGUUCUCCGACAGACUGAACAGAAAAAACACAAUUCGAUCAAGCUGUUCAGAAGCAAUGCAACCACUGUACAUUUAUGUACAGUGAAACUUGAAACUUAUUUCAUAUCCGAGCUCUUUUAUCUGAAAAUAUUUUCAAUUGUUUUGCAGUUCGUGUAUGUAUUCUUGCAUUCCGUUGUAUUCCGUUUUCCUACAAAGAGACCUAGACACGAAAUUUUAAUUUUUUGUAUUUUCAAUUUUUAGGGAU